CUUGUCAGCGCAUUUCAGAGCAAUCUACCUCAAAAUGUACUUAUUUCUUCCAAUCGUCUAUCUGAGCCUCGUUGCCACUUUGAGUACCACCUGCAGUGACGACGACCUUUACGUCAUACGCAGUGCCGCCCCCAGUGGUUUAGUUCUGGACGCCACCGACCCCACCCAAAUAAAAAUACAGCACUUCAAUGGCUUUAGUACCCAGUUGUGGAAAUUUGAACGUGCCCCUAGACCCGGUUUAUACUACAUUAUCAACUCCUACUCAGGGAAAGUCCUCGAUUUUGAAUCAAGGGACUUCGUAGACGUCGUACUGAGUGAACGUACAAACACCCCAAACCAACAGUGGAGUUUAACUCUGAACGGGCGAAUCGUCAACGUUGCGAAGAAAUUCAAGGUCGACAUCUACAAGCAGGACUUUACCCCAGGAGUUCACGUGAUCCUGUGGAAUGAUAGUCAAAGUGUAAACGAGGAGUUCGUCCUCGAGAAGAAAGUUUAAUUGUGGAAAUAAAGCUUUUGGUACUACUUAUCACCUAGCUCAUUAUCGUCCCUCUCCGGAUGUCACGAUAUCCGUAAAAUCCAGUCGCAACGAGACUCGAAAAUGACCGUUAAAGAAAUUCCCAGUCAGGAGUGGAGUUUGUCCCUAAAUGGUACUAUUAUCAACGAGUACAAUGUCGACAAGAAAAUUUGAUAAAUAAAAUAAUUACAAAUUUUGCCGUGAACUUUCAACCCGCUAGUCGGUGAUAUCGCCCAACAAAACGCACAAAUUAAACAAUCUAGUUCGAGAAAUGGUUACAACGGUACUCUCCACAUGGUGCACCUUUGCCUUAUUUAUUAUCUGCGUAAAAACUGGUGGUACUUCGGAAAGAUGCACUUAUGACAAAUUCUACGUUAUCAGAAGUGUGGCUCCCAGUGGUUUAGUACUGGAUGCUACGGAACCAUCCCAGCUGAAAAUCCAGUACUACAUUGAUUCCAAUGCACAAGUAUGGAUUUUCGAACGUGGAGACCGACCUGGGUUAUUCUACAUUAUUAACAGGGCUACAGGCAAAGUACUCGACGUUAAAAGCGAUUCUUAUCUCUACGUAAAUACCAGAACGAAUUCGUCUCAACAGCAGUGGUUUCUAGAUUCCAGGGGAAAAAUCACCAACUAUGGUCUACUCAAGAAUGUUGAUGUUCAAGGCGCGAAAUUCGAAGCAGGCGUACCUGUGUUGGUGUGGAAGGAAAAUUUUGACCAAAACGUAAAUCAGAAGUUCAUUUUACAGGAAAAAGUCGCAAUGUGUAAGGGAUGUUAAUAUGACUUGUGUUUGAAAUAUAUAUUUCUAUACUGGAUCAUCGACUUUAUCACCGUUUCCCGGAAACUAAAACUAUCUUAUCCUUAUUCGAUUUCCUUUUUCAUCAGUGUUAUACAAAGCGAACUUUUAUAGAAAAAUUCCCAUCAGUGCAUCAGUACCACUAUGGCAUCCAACCAUCGACAAGUACGCAAAGUUUUGCUUUUUUUACUUAUCUCAUCUUUAAAAGUUAUUUUUACCCACGAUUGCGACCACGAGGACUUGUACAUUAUAAGAAGUGCGAUCCAGUAUGGACUGGUACUGGAUGGUACCGAUCACAAUUACAUCAAAAUACAGCCCUUCGCUGGAUUCUGCAGCCAGUUCUGGAAAAUGGAAACGGCUUCCAGAGCCGGAUUGUUUUACAUAGUGAACAAGUGCACAGGAACUGUUCUGGAUGUCGAAUAUGUGGAUGCCAUCGGUACCUGGAAGACCCUUUUAAAGAAGAAAAAUGGUUCUAUGGUUCAACAGUGGGUACUCAAAGAGAACGGACGAAUUAUGAAUGCGGAAAAACUCUAUAACUUGGACAUAUUUAGCGCAGGGUACACUAUCGGGAAUACUGUAAAUAUCUGGAAAGACAAUGGGAAUGGGGCACAAGAGUAUAUUUUGCAAAGAACACCCAGCUGCCAUAAGGGCGACGACUACAGCCAACAUUUGUGAAAGUUUCUUGAAUACAAUAAAUAAUAAUUUUUGUGCUGACGUCAUCAGUUUUCUGGAAGGGACCAAUAAAUACAUUUUAAUGAAUUUUGUGUUUCCAUAAACCACGAUAAUUUUUUAUCAUUUUCACUAACCACAAGUGUUCAGGGGAUAUCCCUUGCAUUAUCUUUGCCAAACCAUAACGAUAAUAAUACUCAGAUCUACUGCACUAUGACGACGCGCACAAGGAAGAUCAUUGUUUGCUUAAUAUUAACGUGUUUCGCUUCCAUCCGUGCUUGCACCGAUGAUGAGUACUAUAUUAUAAGAAGCAAAGCCUCAAAUGGUUUGGUUCUAGACGGUGAAGACCAAGCUCAAAUCAGAAUCCAACAUUUCACUGGUUUUAGUACCCAACUUUGGAAAUUGGAACGAGGUAACAAAGCCGGCUUAUUUUACAUAGUUAGCAAACACUCGGGAAGAGUCAUGGACAUCGUCAACUCUUAUAACAUAUAUUUGAACGAAAAAAAUGGUGCGUUGGUCCAACAGUGGGUCUUAAAAGACAAAGGUCGAAUAAUGAAUGCAGAGAAACGUCUCAACGUGGAUGUACAAAACGCCAAUUUUACUCCUGGGGCAACCGUCCAGAUAUGCUCGGAUAAUGGGAGUCAAGCUCAAAAAUUCGUCCUGCAGAAAAAAACAUAAUUACUUUAUUUUGAACAUUAUUGUUAAUUUUAUUGUAUUAAUAAAUUCUCUGAAAGUAAAACGUUUAUGAACAA
This is a messenger RNA of Zophobas morio, 2728 nucleotides long. RefSeq lists its product as uncharacterized. The transcript has 8 exons. The record is from RefSeq and is a predicted model, not a curated record. Lineage: Eukaryota; Metazoa; Arthropoda; Insecta; Coleoptera; Tenebrionidae. Bases 2190 to 2654 code for a protein of 154 amino acids.